AGGGAGGAGGAGCACUCAAACUGCUGAAUCCCAUACAAGGAACACACGUCCACAGGGGACUUUACAGAGGUAUAUCAAUAUUCAUGCCCUCUUUGGGAAGGGAAACUGAGGCAAAAAGGUUAAGUGACUUUUCCAGAGUCACAGAGUACUCCAGAUCUGGAAUUAGAACUCAGUUGUUCCUGAAUUAGACAGACAAUAUUGUUCAAACAGUGCACCAGAUUUUGGAAACCAACUAUUUUCAACCGUUGUUUUGCUCGCACAUCUGCUCGGUACAAUCCUCAACUUGGCCUAAAAUCUCUCUGUUUCUGUCCCUGGUGAACGAGGCAGGACUGGAAUUCACUAUCCCUGCGUGUGAAGAUCUGCCUACUGUGCCAAGUGAAAUAUGGCUGCUGAGCCAAAAGAUGAAGCCCAAACUCCUGGACUGAAACUUCCCAAGCUUAGUGUUAAGCAUAUACCCAUCAGCGGGGACAGAAGAAGCCAGGAGAGUGCUAUGCUGCCAAGUCUUAGGAAGGAUGCUCAAUGGAAAGAAACAUUCUAUGAGAAGGUGCAGCAGAGAGCACUGAACCUGCAGAGAGAGAAAGUGGAAAAGAUUCAUGUGCGUAAGGCAGAGGAGGAAAAGGUACAAAAGAAAGAUCCUCUGGACUGGCUGUCUCAGGAAUGGCUCAGUGAAGAGCAGAUGACAAGGGAUACCCGCGCCUAUUUGCUCGACAAACUCUUACCCACAUUAGUCCCAGGAGUAGAAAAAUUGUUAAUGGAAGUGGAAAGAAAAAAGGUGCUUGACACAGACCGAGAUCCACCCAAGUUUGAUCCCAUUAAUUUCCUAGGAGAAUAUCUGAUGAGGCAUAACCCUCAGUUUGAAACUUCUGCAAAAUCAGGGCCCUACAAGAGAGGGAUGAAGGCUGUCAUGGAGGAGUUGAAAACUCAGGUGCCUGGUACGGCAUUCAACAGGCUAGCCAGGAUGAAGUCUGAGGUAAAGAAAAAUCGUGAGCAGCGAGAGCAGGUGGAGCAAAUCAAGGCUCAGGUGGCAGAGAUGCGAAAGGAGGCCCUGGCAGUGCAGUUCAAAGAAUGGACAUUGGAUGUCAGUGGAAGGCUACCGCUUGCACUGGUUCAGAGUGCCCUGCGGUCGUUUCUGGAUGUUUCUGCUCCUUUGGGAGCAGGGCCAGAGAUCUAUGGCAGGAAGCUGGAAACCCUCGAUACACUGGGAAAAAAAGUGAAUGAGGAAGAGUUUAGGGAGUAUGUCCAUUCUUACAUCAAAAACUUUACAAGUGAUAUGUUCCAGGAAUUCCUGAAGCACCUCUGGCAGUGUGCUGAUGAUGUCCGAGAUAUAAUAAGACAUGACAUGUGGCGGCAAAUGUUUGCUGACCUCUUCUUGCAUUGUGACCAUGGAAAGGCUGGCCUCUUGGACAGGCAGAGGACACUGGCUUUACUGGAAGACUUCUAUGACAGCAUCCCAAUGAUUGCUAGGAGGAGAUUCUGUAAUCCAAGACAAUGGCCAAUCAUUGAAUUGCAAGAGCUAGAGCUUACUGAGUUCUGGGGAGACUUUAAUGACGGACAGAUAGCUUCCAAGGAACCCAGUGAAGUAUUCGUAUUGUCUCAAACAGAAGUUUCUGAGGGAGGGACUCUGUCUUCUAAAAUGCGAACUGCUAAUAGUCCAGGUGCAUUUGAAACGUGUAUCUUGGAAGAUGGACCCAGAGAGCCAGAGGCAGAGCCAGACCAAGUGUUUGCUCUUGAACAGAUGAGUGACUCUGGGACCGAUGCGGUCAGUAAGGAGGAACCCAGUUUAACGUGCGAGCUUAGUGAGACUGUCCCAGCAAUUUCCCUCGGAGAAGAGCAGAUUGUCUCGCCCAUAGAACCUGGCUCUGAAGUUCAGGGGCCUCAAGAGGAAGAAGAUUUGAUGACUGAUUUGUAUGAGACUGUUUCAGCACCAACCCCUGGAGAAGAGAAUCCAACCUCAGAGGAGAAACCUGGUCUCUAUGUAACUACAGAGACUACAGAGAAGGAAGAAACUGACCCCUCGCCACACUUGGAGGAACCAAACACCUUCUUGGCAAUGGAAGCAAGUGAUGUUACAGUGAGCCAGGAGGUCUCCAAAUCUGACAGUAGAAAGGGAUCUACAAUCCUUAAUAAGGAAACCACUUCCAGAGAGGACAUAGACACAGAAAAACAGACUGAUACUGCAGAUCCAGGGAGCCAGAAUGAACAUGUUCGGGUAGCAGCUCCGGAGGAAGAGAAUGUAACCAUAGAUAAAGAAAAUGGUUCCGAAGAAGGGGUCAGCCAGGAGGAACACAAGGUGGCUACAGAGCCAGGUGAACCCAUUCUAGCCCCACACUGUGAAGAAGAGAAUCUAAUCUUGGAGAAGGAACUUGGUUCAGAAGCACAGGAUUGUCAGGGGAAACGGGAUGUGACUGCAGAGCCAAGUGAGGCAGUUUCAAUACCAAUGCCUGAGGCAGAAAGCACAGUCUCAGCAGAGGGAGCUGCUCUGAUUCCAGAGUAUAAAGAGGAAACUGCAGAGCUUGGGAAAGAACCCCCUGAGGGAAAAGAGAGUGGUUCUGAGGUACAUGGCAGUCAAUCAGGAUUACAAGCAAGCACAGAGACCAACAUGCAGGCUGAGGACUCCCCGCCAACCCUUUCCCGGGAGCAAACACUUUUGCAAGACCAGAGUACAGGUCUAUCUCAUCCACCAAGGGAAGCUUCCCAGGCACAAGCUAGAGAGGCAUUUGAAAAGGCAGCCCAGCUGAUAGAUGGGAUACCAUGGUCAGGUGACCUUAUGGCUUCUGACCUAAGUUUCAGAUAUAGAAGCUAUGGUGAGAAAAUUCAGGAGGACUGGAACGAUGAAAAUUCCAGAUUUGCCGACUUGCGCAUGAGCAUAGGAGCUAUUCAGACCCAGCGUGCCUCCGGUGCCAGGAGUGCCUUUGACAAGAGCUGCCUCACCCUGCCGCAGUUCGUACAGCUCAUGGAGACCUUUGCUGGCGAAGGCAGCUCUCUGCCAACCAUGAAGAAACUUGUUGCGUUUGUGAAAGAAGGUUACGUUCAGACUGAGGAGGAAAAAAUCAAACAGUUGGAAAAAGUUCAUAGUGAGGCUCUCUUGGCCCGAAGGAAAUUGCUCCUGGAGGCACUCUUUCAGAAGUGGGACAACGAGUGCUCCGGGUACCUUGACGUGAAAGAGGUGGAUGCUGUUCUUGACACAUUUAAGGAAGGAAUGGAAAAGGAGGCUCUGAAAAAGGCCAAGAAGCACCUUCGCUGCUCCCACCCACGCCCCGGUAGGGUGGUGAAGUUGUCUCCAAAGGAAUUCCAAACUUAUCUGGAACUGGUUGCUUCUGAGCUCACUGGGAAUGAAGAUGAAGUGCUUGAUAACUUGGUGGAGUUUCUGACCAUGAGUGUGGCACGAACCCACCUGGAACGCCUGCGAGGUUCUGCCAGGAGGAAAUGGCUGCACAACAUCCAGGAUGCAGCGGAGACCAGUGGGGCAAGCAUGGAGCCAGUGUACAAGGCCGUCUUUAAGGCGCUUUCCCAGGAUGCAGACGCCCAUGGGAAUAACAAGAAGAUCAGCGCGUAUAUUGCCCUUUUGGAACAGAACGAGCUUUCACCAGAGCGGGGAAAAGUGCUUCUGCGGUAUGUGGCUUGCACCUCAGAGGAUGCUCCAUACAUCCUAAAGCAGGCCCUUUACGGGGACAUGAAAGGAGUGAGUUUUGCAGCAGCAGAAGAGGGGAAGCCAGUCCAUGUGCCAAGAGUUCAGCUCCAUGGGAAUAUCCAUUUCUGGAACUAUGAUCGGCCAGAACGGGAGAGGAGAGGCUCAUUCCUGGUGCUGCCACUGCAGGAUUCCCGAUGGAGGAUCUUUGGGAUUUUAGGACUUGACACCCUACGGGACCGGUGUGAGCAAACCAUCUUCCUAACCCACGAGAUCAGGUUCUAUCAGGGGGUUUCCCAUGUAUUCAGCGACGCCUACCACCAUGUCCGCACACUGGAAAACAUAUUGCAGGUUGCAUUCACUGCUGUGGGCUGGCUGUUCACCAGGGCACCCACCAUCCGCAACAUCACUAUGUACCUGGUAGAGCCUGGCAAAGAUAAGGCAGGUGACUAUGUUUUGCGCAUGACAAUGACUACAGAUCACUCUGGGCCUGUGAAAAACCUCUCCCCUCCCACUGUGCUCCGCAGGAGAGAAAAUAUCUUCAGGUGGGCAGGUGACUAUGUUUUGCGCAUGACAAUGACUACAGAUCACUCUGGGCCUGUGAAAAACCUCUCCCCUCCCACUGUGCUCCGCAGGAGAGAAAAUAUCUUCAGAGAUUACCUCUUUAAGUGCACAGACAGCUCUGAGGUCAUUAGCAGCUUCGUCUCUGGAGAGCCUCACAUGGCAGUUCCACUCCGUGAGCCAACAGGACGGGCCCUCGGGGUGUUCGACCUCAGCCCUGCGCAUUACCAGGAGCUUCCACCUCAUGAGCACAGAGACCUGCGCAUAAUGCUGAAGAUGGCCCAAGCUGCCUGCUCUGAGAUACUGAAGGAGUCUUCAGGAGAAACAGACCCAAUCUAUGUCCUAGUUGCAGAACAUGCUGCGGAUCUGAGGCGUACAAAGAUUCUCUUCCAUCGGCUCAUGCUGCAGGACUUGCGUGAGUGUGUCCAGCAACUCGAUCCUGAGUCAUUUGCCGACAUAAAGAGCUACACAGAGCCUCCAGCCAUGGUGCAUAACAUAGUAAAGGCUGUGCUGCUUCUUUCCUACCCAGAGUACGUGGGUUCUGGGAAGAUUGAGAACUGGAGUCAUUGCGUACAGAAGCUUGAUGGUGAUUUGAUUCAGAAGAUUUGCUGCAUUGACCCAACUGCCACAUAUGUGCCAGUUCAGGAGAGACUGCUGGCUAAUUGUAUAAAAGAUAUACUGAGAGAAGAGGUGUGGAAGCAUAACUCAGUUCCAGUUGAAUACCUGUAUAACUGGGCACUUACCUGUCUAACGCUAAUAGAGCUCACAAAGGAACUACAGCACACGAACGAUUCACCUUUAACAUCUCUGACUCCAAGACCCAGCCUGAUUGCAAAUAAGUCAAGAGAAGUUUUACUGUCCUCUAAGCCCAGUGAAUCUGUUAUUUAAUGUUACUUUUAAAUGUUUGGCUUUAGGUUUGCUAUUCUUAAGCUGCUUAACAGCUAUAGAAAAGCAUUAGGAAUAUAUAAGUAAUUUCUUUAGAAACAUUAAAAGGAACCAUUUUGAUAGCAUUGGUGGGUCAGUCAAAACUCAGGGUACUUGACUGAAAAAAUACUCCCUGGUUUACAUUUAAUUCUGAAAAGAGAAGAGGAUUAAGCAAGAAGAAAAAUGGAACUUGUAUGUCUAGCACAUUACAUGAUUCAUAAAUGAUAACAGAAAAAAAUCCUCCUGAAUUGAACUGCAUAUUAAGAUUCAUUUUCCUGAAGUGACGUUUUCAAAGUCACUUUAAGCCUAGAAAGAAUUGUUGAAGAGCAUGCUUUCAGUUACUCCCAAUGGGCAGUAUGCUUGUUCUGGAAAAUCCUUCAAAUUUUAAGAUGAGAGAAGGAGUUUUCUUAUUGGGUUGAAGCUUGUUUACAGCAAACUUUACUGCUCUGUUGCAAGAUUCCAUCUUUGCAAUAAAGAAUCUUUUGGCAGAAUCAAUUUUUUAAUAAAAUGUUGGGAAAUUAAACUUAUUUUUCUUUAUUUAGUUGACAAAGUGUGAUGUCUACCAAAUACUUUCUAAUUUGAGAUUGCAGGUUGCUUUUAACCUCCUCAUAUAAGAUGACGGUGAUUAUCUGAUCCCUGCUUCGAACUGGCAAGUGGGUUUCAUAUUGUUGUUGGAGGAAAGGCUUUUCAGGUCACUUGCAGUGAUAUUUCUAGGAACAAUGUCCUUACAGAUAUUAUACUGAUAGCCACAAACACUUAUUCCUUUAGAAGAUUCUCACAAACAAGUCAUUGUGAAUACAAAUUACUUACUAAGCAUUAUGAAUGGAACAAAAAGGUAGGAUGCUUAAAUAUUACAGUUUGCAUGAAUGAGUCAUGUAACACACCAGGAUUUUGUCUAGUUCAGUAUCUUCACCUUUUCAGGCAACUGAACCAAGCUAAGAGCACAACUACACUUCCCUUUACUGCUAUCACCCACCUGAAUAUUGCACUGCAUUGGAGCCUGAUCACAAUAUGGAGGAGCCAGUGGUCAACUGCAGGUUAUAGUGCACACAGCUGAAUGUGAGGCAGGCAGCAGAGACGGGAACUUCAUUCAGGUAGAGAUCACACUAACAGAAGGUGGGAGUACCAGUAUUUGUAUGUAUCCGCUGUCUUAGAUUAAACAUCAAUUGGAGAAAGCCAGUUUCCCAUCCUCUCACACCAGGAACAUUUUCAAAUGAUCAGUUCUCUGAAAAGAAAACCCCCUUGCCAUCUGUCUGAAUGCAGAAACAUCUCACAGCAUUUUAUUGUACUGUUCAGACUGUUUCCUACAACAAACAAGGUGCCCGAUUUUAGGUUUCUGAUUCCAAGUCCUGAUUCUUCGCAGCUUGUGAAGACAUUUAUGCCUGUGGAGCAUGCCUGCAAAACACCACCAAAUGAGAGUUCGUCUUUUACAUGAAUGGCAGCCUUGGAUACCCAUUUUUCACUAGCAUAAGCAACUUCUCACCCUGUAAGGUAAUGGAGAAGAAAGUCCAAAAUGAGGGUAAAAUGUCCCAGCAAAACGUCAUUCACUGCCCCCCUAUGUUUCAUAUACUGCAAGGCCAGAAGAGAGCACAGUAAGCAUCUCGUCUGACCUCUGUACCCCCGAAG
Molecule: messenger RNA, 6739 nt
Organism: Pelodiscus sinensis (Chinese soft-shelled turtle)
Lineage: Eukaryota; Metazoa; Chordata; Testudines; Trionychidae
Source: RefSeq, a predicted model, not a curated record